AUGAGCAAGGAAACGAUCACCACGAAAGUUGAGGCCUCGCGUGUUAACGCGAUGGCUGCCGUGAGGGAUUACAAGGUGUGCCCCAGGUUGGAGUACAAGACCAUUUCGGGCGUGCAAGGACCCCUAGUCAUCAUCGAGGAUGUGAAGUUCCCCAAAUACUCCGAAAUUGUGACAAUUCACCUGAGCGAUAAUUCUACAAGGCAAGGACAGAUAUUGGAGGUGUGCGGGAAGAAGGCAGUAAUUCAAGUGUUCGAGGGUACUAGUGGAAUAGAUAAUAAGAACAGCUACGUGGAAGUCAGUGGUGACAUUUUAAAAAUGCCCAUGAGUGAUGAAAUGCUUGGAAGAGUAUUUAAUGGAAGUGGAAAGCCAAUUGACAAAGGUCCUACCAUUUUGGCUGAUGAUUAUUUAGACAUUAAUGGAAACCCAAUAAACCCACAGUGUAGAGUAUACCCCAAGGAGAUGAUUCAGACAGGAAUAUCCACAAUUGAUGUUAUGAAUAGCAUUGUGAGAGGUCAGAAGAUUCCUUUAUUUAGUGCCGCGGGUUUACCACAUAACGAAAUAGGUGCACAAAUAUGUAGGCAGGCAUCUCUGGUACAAGGGAAAGAUGUGCUGGAUCACUCAGAUGAUAAUUUCGCAGUUGUGUUUGGUGCCAUGGGGGUGAAUAUGGAAACAGCUAGAUACUUUAGACAAGAUUUUGAGGAGAAUGGAAAAAUGGAAAGAGUGUGUUUAUUUUUAAAUUUAGCUAAUGACCCAACGAUCGAAAGGAUCCUCACACCUAGAAUAGCAUUAACUACAGCAGAAUACCUUGCUUUUGAAAAAGAAAUGCAUGUAUUUGUAAUAUUAACAGAUAUGUCUUCCUAUGCUGAUGCGUUGAGAGAGGUGUCGUCUGCUAGGGAGGAAGUACCAGGAAGGAGAGGGUAUCCAGGUUAUAUGUAUAGUGACCUGUCCACCAUAUAUGAAAGAGCUGGAAGGGUUGAAGGCAGAAAUGGAAGUAUAACUCAAUUUCCAAUUUUGACUAUGCCUAAUGAUGAUAUUACUCACCCCAUCCCAGAUUUGACUGGUUACAUUACAGAGGGGCAGAUUUUCGUGGACCGAAAUUUAUAUAAUAGGCAAAUUUAUCCUCCUAUUAAUGUGUUGCCUUCUUUAUCUCGACUUAUGAAAAGUGGUAUUGGAAAAAAUAUGACUCGAGCUGACCAUCCAUACGUUUCUGAUCAGCUGUAUAGUAACUACGCCAUUGCACAGGACGUGAAGGCCAUGAAGGCAGUCAUUGGGGAGGAGGCUCUUUCCAAUGAUGAUAUUUUGUACUUGGAAUUUUUGGACAAAUUUGAAAAGAGGUUUAUUACGCAAAACACUUAUGAGUGUAGGGACAUUUACCAAUCGCUCGAUAUUGCGUGGGAGCUGCUGCGAAUUUUCCCCGAGGACGUUCUAAAGAAGAUCAAGUCGGACAUUCUAUCCAAGUACUACCCGCGCCACCACGCCGGCUAA
Messenger RNA from Plasmodium fragile, 1485 nucleotides. Its product is annotated as V-type proton ATPase subunit B. Gene Ontology annotation, molecular function: ATP binding; proton-transporting ATPase activity, rotational mechanism. Gene Ontology annotation, biological process: ATP metabolic process; proton transmembrane transport. Gene Ontology annotation, cellular component: proton-transporting V-type ATPase, V1 domain. Bases 1 to 1485 code for a protein of 494 amino acids. The record is from RefSeq and is a predicted model, not a curated record. The transcript is spliced from 2 exons. Lineage: Eukaryota; Apicomplexa; Aconoidasida; Haemosporida; Plasmodiidae.